Molecule: messenger RNA, 1286 nt
Organism: Glycine soja
Lineage: Eukaryota; Viridiplantae; Streptophyta; Magnoliopsida; Fabales; Fabaceae
Product: 2-carboxy-1,4-naphthoquinone phytyltransferase, chloroplastic-like
Exons: 6
Coding region: 578-1132 (184 amino acids)
Biological process (GO): phylloquinone biosynthetic process
Cellular component (GO): membrane
Molecular function (GO): prenyltransferase activity
Source: RefSeq, a predicted model, not a curated record
GUUUCUGUGGAAGAAACAACCACUGGUUAUAGGAAUGAGAUUACCAUAACCAAUGACCAAAAAAGGCUUUCAGCUGAGGAGAUUAUAAGAAUGAUUCAUGAAGCUGAGAAUUAUCAGGUUGAUGAUAGGAAGUUCAUGAAGAAGGCUAAUACAAUGAAUGCUUUGGAUGACUAUGUUUACAAGAUGAGGAAUGCAUUGAAUAAUAAGAAUAUCAGUUCAAAGCUUUGUUUACAAGAAAGGGAGAAAAUCAAAUCUGUAAUUUCGAAGGUGACAGAUUUGCUAGAGGGUGAUAAUCAGCCGUAUGAAAUAGAGGUGUUUGAGGAUCAUCUGAAUGAGCUUGUGAACCUCUUUGAUCGUGUCAUUGGCAAGUUUGCUUAGAUGUUUUUUAAGUUUUUAUUUUUUGCAAUGCUGAGAUCUGUCAUUUUGUUUGUAUUGAAUGCAAACUUUUCUAAUUUAUGAUGUUGUAGUUUAAUAUAUUUGUGCCUGACAUGUUUUAAAUUGUUAUUAUUGUUGACUUUGGCUUUUGUUAUUGUUAUUGAAUUCAUCUUUGGAUCAGUUCACAAGAACAAGCUUUGCUAUGCGUUGUUCAUCUUUCUCUGAAUGGAUCUCAGUCAAUAUUGUUGUGGAAAGAAACAUACGUUCAAUAUUGUUUCUUGUUUGUGCAAUUAUUUGUGGCUAUAUAUAUCAGUGUCCACCAUUUCGGUUAAGCUACCAGGGGCUGGGAGAGCCCUUGAGCUUUGCAGCAUUUGGGCCUUUUGCCACUUGUGCUUUUUAUUUAUUACAUGGCAGUUCAAGUGUGAUGAACCAUUUCCCCUUAAGUGGAACGGUUCUUUCAGCAUCAAUUCUUGUUGGCUUCACAACAUCUCUUAUCUUGUUUUGCAGUCAUUUCCAUCAGGUGGAAGGAGACAGGGAGGUUGGGAAAAUGUCACCUUUGGUUAGACUUGGCACUAAAAAAGGUGCAGAGGUAGUGAAAGGGGCAAUCUUUAUGCUCUAUGCUCUUUUGGUUGCUUUUGGUCUAAUCAAGGCACUUCCUCUCACUUGUAUAUUCCUUUGUGCAUUGACCUUGCCGAUGGGAAACCUAGUAGUUAGAUUUGUCGAAGACAAUUACAAGGCAAGUGAAUUUUUCUUAUAGACUUGUCUGUUGGUGUAUUUCUUAUAGUUUGCUAUUAAACCUAAGUUGUAUUCUCACAUAACAAAAAUAAGAUUUUCAUGGCUAAGUACUUCUGUGUGAGGCUUCAUGCAUUGUUUGGAGUUGCACUGGCUUUAGGACUAGUGCUGGCUCGAAA